This is a messenger RNA of Lagenorhynchus albirostris (white-beaked dolphin), 3494 nucleotides long. It is a transcript of the gene ZFP30, whose product is annotated as ZFP30 zinc finger protein. NCBI's taxonomy places the organism in Eukaryota, Metazoa, Chordata, Mammalia, Artiodactyla, Delphinidae. Gene Ontology annotation, cellular component: nucleus. Gene Ontology annotation, molecular function: DNA-binding transcription factor activity, RNA polymerase II-specific; RNA polymerase II transcription regulatory region sequence-specific DNA binding. The coding region runs from base 81 to 1685 and encodes 534 amino acids. The transcript has 4 exons. The record is from RefSeq and is a predicted model, not a curated record. Gene Ontology annotation, biological process: regulation of transcription by RNA polymerase II.
GCUCUUAGCUUCUGUGGACUCUGCUUCUCCAGCAAAUGACCCUUGAGAAAAACUAACCAGUUUCUUGCAAAUCAGAAAUCAUGGCUCAUGAUUUGGUGAUGUUCAGAGAUGUAAUUGUAGACUUUUCUCAGGAAGAGUGGGAAUGUCUGAACUCAAAUCAGAGGAAUUUGUACAGAGAUGUGAUAUUAGAGAACUAUAGCAACCUGGUGUCACUGGGAGGAUGUUCCGUUUCUAAACCAGAUGUAAUUACUCUGUUAGAGCAAGGGAAAGAACCCUGGAUGGUUGUGAGGGAUGAGAAAAGAAGACGGAGCCUAGAUUUGGAAUCCAGAUAUGGCACUAAAAAAUUAUUUGAAGUAAAGGAUGUUUGUGAAAUGAAUGUAUCUCAGUGGGAGAUAAUGGAAAGAAUUAGAAGUUGUGGCCUUGAAGAUUCCUUUUUCAGGAAAGAUUGUGAAUAUAAAAAGUUUGAGGGACAAGAGGGUCCUCAGGAGGCGUAUUUCAGGCAAGUGAAAAAAACCACCUCUGAAAAAAUGCCCAAGAACAAAAAACGCACAUCUCUUACUCUGUAUCAGAGAAUUCACAAUAGAGAGAAACCCUAUGAAUGUGGGGAUUGUGGGAAGGCUUUUAGAGUACGCCAACAACUCACUUUCCAUCAGAGAAUUCAUACUGGUGAGAAACCCUAUGAAUGUAAAGAAUGUGGAAAAGCCUUUAGACAGUGUGCCCACCUUAGUCGACAUCAGAGAAUUCAUGCUUCUGACAAACUCCUUGAAUGUAAAAGAUGCGGAAAAAUCUUUACAUGUGGUGCAGAUCUUCGUGUACAUCAGAGAAUUCAUGUUGGUGAGAAGCCUUAUGACUGUAAGGAAUGUGGGAAGGCCUUUAGAGUGCGAGGACAACUUAAUCUCCAUCAAAGGAUUCAUACUGGUGAGAAACCCUAUGAAUGUAAGGAAUGUGGGAAGACCUUUAGACAAUAUGCACACCUUACUCGACAUCAAAGACUUAAUAUUGCUGAGAAAUGCUAUGAAUGUAGGGAAUGUGGGCAGGCUUUUCUGUGUAGUACAGGCCUUAGAGUACAUCACAAACUUCAUACUGGUGAGAAACCCUAUGACUGUAAGGAGUGUGGGAAGGCCUUUAGAGUACGGCAACAACUUACUCUCCAUCAGAGAAUUCAUACUGGCGAGAAACCCUAUGAUUGUAAGGAAUGUGGGAAGACUUUUAGUCGUGCCUAUCAUCUAACUCUCCAUCAGAGAAUUCAUACUGGUGAGAAACCUUAUGAAUGUAAGGAAUGUCAGAAGUUCUUUCGUCGUUACUCAGAACUUAUUUCACAUCAGGGUAUUCAUAUUGGAGAGAAACCCUAUGAUUGUAAGGAAUGUGGGAAGGCCUUCAGACUGUUCUCACAACUUACUCAACAUCAGAGUAUUCAUUUUGGUGAGAAACCUUAUAAAUGUAAGGAAUGUGAGAAGACUUUUAGACUGCUCUCCCAACUUACUCAACAUCAGAGUAUUCAUACUGGUGAGAAACCCUAUGACUGUAAGGAAUGUGGAAAGGCCUUUAGACUACAUUCAUCACUUAUUCAACAUCAGAGAAUUCAUUCUGGUGAGAAACCAUACAAAUGUAAGGAAUGUAAGAAGGCAUUUAGACAACAUUCACAUCUUACUUACCAUCAGCGAGUUCAUAAGGUCACUAAAUAAUUAUUAGAAAGCCAUCCAUUGUGAAUUUUGUGUUAAGGGGCAGUAGAAAAUAAAUCCUGGAGGAAAAGUGUUUGAAUGUAGGAAUCCCUUUUGCUUCAUGCUCAAAAUUAAAAGGUUUUAAAAGAAUAGGUUAAUUUAAUUAAUAUAUAGAAAUAUUUCGUCACCAUUCAAACCAUGUUAAACCUUAGGAAGUUCUUUCUAGAAAGAAACUCUCUUAAAGGAGUGAAUGUGGAAAAGCUUUUGAUCUUACCUGUUAUCACCUCUGUUCUUUCAUCUGUACAGUAUACCUAUGGAAGUUGCCAGGGCACCAACUCAUUCUGGAAAUUGAUAAAUAAAAGGAAGGAAAUGUGAUUUAGCCUGCAUUUCCUGUAUAAACUAUAUUUCAAGGCAACUAGAAGUUGAUGAGGUAAAGUUCUUUAUUAGAGAUUUUUAUAGGACAUAAUGAAAUAAUGGAUCUAGGCACAAUUCUCAGUAGAGGUGUUAAGACCAUUAGGUGAAUGGUUGAUGUCAACUUCAUAGUGAAUAGAUCAGGUUGACAACAUCUGAACCCACUGAUCAAUUUUAAUCUCAUCAAAAAUAGGACAAAACAUUUUGUGCCUCCUGAUAUGAUACAAUAAGACAUACCAUUGACAAAAAAUAUUGAACCUGAAUCUAAUUAAAGCAUCAAGAUCUAACUCCCAGUUUAGAGAAAAUUCAGGAAACAAGAACAAAUUACAUGAUACAGCAAGAAGCAGACAAAUCUAAAAUGUGGGUAAUUCUACAAGAGUAAUGACAGCUUCUCAACCAAUAAAAUGGAUUGAAAAAAGGGAGGUGGAACUCUUAGAUAUUAAGAGUCUUAAGAGAUGUAUCAAUCAAAUGCAAUGAAUGAGUGGUUCUCAUUUAGAUCACAAGUUGAACAAGUGUAAAAAAGACAUUUUUAUGACGGGGAAAUGGGACUAUUGACAGUAUUAGAUAAUAUUAAGAAUUAUGUUCUUGUUAGAUGUGCAAAUAGCAUUGUGUUUAUGUAAAAGUGUCUUAGAGAUAAAUUAGCAAGUUUAUACACAUGAAAUGAUAUGUCUAGAAUUACCUUUAAAAUGCUCAUGCAAAAGAAAAUGGAAGAUGGAUAACUUGUUUGUCAAAAUCAUGGUAAGAUGAGUCAGGUGCGUGGUUUUUGCUUAUUUUGUUUUUGCUCUUUUCUCUAUUUUCAUGUAUUUUAAAUUUUCCGUAAUUUUUUUUAAAGAUAAAGUAUCUGUGAAAUUAUAACCCACUUAAAGUGAAUGAUGUUUGUAAAUGGCUACAUAUCAGAACUUACGGAUGUUGCUAAAGUUUUACAUACAGGGAUAUUAAAUGUGCUAUAAUGUAUUUGGGAAAUUAAGAUUGAGGAUCCAGAUUUUAUCUAGUUCACCUAAUGCUACAUCUGUUGUAGUGCCUGUCCCAUAGUACUUCGUAUAUUUCAAGAGUGAGUAAAAAGAGCAAUUACAACUACUUGUGGAAAUUAAUGGAAUAGAUGAUAAGGUAGCUGCUGGCAACAUGUUGAACACUUAAAAUUGAGCUAUUGAGAGCCUGAAUUGUGGUUAGUACAAAUUAAGAUGGUGUUAAGUGUAAAAAACACGCAAGUUUUGAAUACUUCUAAAAAAAUAUCUAACAGGUCAGUUUCUCACAGCAUUUCUCUGCUGUUGUUGGGAAGCUGUGAUAUUCAGUGGAUUGCAUUACUGCACAAUACAUAACCCAAUUUAAGUAUGUCUCUGCUCCCAAGUAGCAGCAUGUUUAUUUACACACUGAGGUCUCUUUGGUUCUACCCCGAGUUAUGCUGAAUUUUUUUUUCUUCUC